AUGUGGUCGCCACUCUAUGUCCUAGCAUCUCUCCUCAUCUUGCCGAGCUUCUGUCAGAAUAGCUCAAACACCUCUGUCCCAACUGGCGCUUAUCCUUUCUCUGUGUAUACGUUGACUGCCGAGAACAUUACUGCUAAGCUCAUCCCAUAUGGGGCACGCCUGACAUCUCUUCUGGUACAAGACCGCAACGGCACUUACCAGGAUGUGGUCGUCGGCUACGACAAUGCUACCCAGUAUCUGACUGAUACCGAGACAAAUCAUACCUAUUUUGGCCCGAUUGUGGGAAGAUAUGCAAAUCGCAUCAAGAACAGCACCUUCACGUUAAAUGGACAGAGUUACCACAUCCCUGCGAAUGAAAACGCUGGUGCGGACACUCUACACGGAGGAACUGUUGGUUAUGACCAGCGAAACUGGACGGUUGUGGCUUCGUCGCCAUCCAGCAUCACCUUCAGCCUGCUCGACACUGGCUUCCAGGGUUUCCCGGGCACGGUGCUAACCACUGCUACCUACACGCUGGGCAGUGCAGCAAGUGGCCCUCAAGGUGAAAUGAGGCCAAGAUUGACCAGCAGCAUGGUGUCCACGGCUCUCGAUCAAGACACACCCAUUAUGCUGGCGAACCACAUUUACUGGAAUCUUAACGCGUUUAAGCAAGCCACUAUCUUGAAUGAUACUACCUUGUGGAUGCCCUACUCGGAUCGAUACAUUGUUGUCGACCCGAUCCUGAUACCUACUGGCGCCCUGGGCUCCGUUACGAAUGUCUCAGCCUUGAACUUCCUGACUCCGAAGCUCAUAGGAGACGCUGUUGCCGAUGCUGCUGGUGUGUGCGGAGCAGGCUGCACAGGCAUUGACAACGCCUUCAUCCUCGACCGACCAGCAAGUGCAGGUGUUGCGGCCUCAGACUUCCCCGUGCUCCGUUUGUGGUCGGCAACGACGGGCAUCCAGUUGGACGUGUCGACCAACCAGCGAGGGCUUCAGAUUUAUUCAUGCAAUGGCCAGAACGGCACCAUACCAGUCAAGGCGAGUCAGCAGACAAGGAACAGCGGCACACAAGGGGCGGCCAGAUUUGUCAACAAGUACGGAUGUAUUGUGAUAGAGACACAGGCGUGGAUCGAUGGCAUCAACCAUCCGGAAUGGGGAAUUAGCGAUGAUGAGAUAUUCGGGCCUACAACAGGGCCAGCCGUAAACUUCGCGACAUAUGACUUCUCGACAUUCUGA
Cladophialophora yegresii CBS 114405 is the source of this 1215-nucleotide messenger RNA. RefSeq names its product aldose 1-epimerase. The transcript is spliced from 2 exons. The record is from RefSeq and is a predicted model, not a curated record. The coding region runs from base 1 to 1215 and encodes 404 amino acids. Lineage: Eukaryota; Fungi; Ascomycota; Eurotiomycetes; Chaetothyriales; Herpotrichiellaceae. Gene Ontology annotation, biological process: beta-D-galactose catabolic process via UDP-galactose, Leloir pathway; glucose metabolic process. Gene Ontology annotation, molecular function: aldose 1-epimerase activity; carbohydrate binding.